Messenger RNA from Penicillium canariense, 579 nucleotides. RefSeq names its product Nicotinamide/nicotinic acid mononucleotide adenylyltransferase. Gene Ontology annotation, biological process: NAD+ biosynthetic process. The coding region runs from base 1 to 579 and encodes 192 amino acids. Gene Ontology annotation, molecular function: nicotinate-nucleotide adenylyltransferase activity; nicotinamide-nucleotide adenylyltransferase activity. Lineage: Eukaryota; Fungi; Ascomycota; Eurotiomycetes; Eurotiales; Aspergillaceae. The transcript has 2 exons. The record is from RefSeq and is a predicted model, not a curated record.
AUGGGACAGCAUGCUAAUGAAUCGGUUGCAACCAGUGUCGCCAUGUGUCAAUUGGCAGUCGAUCAAACGUCGGAUUGGUUGAUGGUGGAUACCUGGGAGCCGGUCCAGAAGGAGUAUCAGCCGACCGCACUGGUGCUGGAUCAUUUUGAUUACGAGAUCAACACCGUCCGCGGAGGCGUGGAAGCCGGCGAUGGAACCCGCAAGCCCGUGCGGAUUGCCCUGCUCGCCGGCGCGGAUCUGAUCCACACCAUGUCCACCCCGGGCGUCUGGAGUCAGAAGGAUCUCGACCACAUUCUGGGCAAAUAUGGCUCUUUCAUCGUGGAACGCAGCGGAACCGACAUCGAUGAGGCUUUGGCGAGCCUGCAGCCUUGGAAGGACAACAUUCAUGUUAUCCAGCAGCUCAUCCAAAACGAUGUUAGUAGCACCAAGAUCCGACUGUUCUUGCGGCGUGAGAUGAGCGUUCGCUACCUUAUUCCCGUGCCUGUCAUCCACUAUAUCGAGCAGCACCAUCUGUACGAGGAUGACGGCACCUCAAAUGAGAAGGGUAAGGAGAGGCAAGAGGGGGGCAAGUCCGGGUGA